AUGUCAAAGUCAUGGGCAUCGACGUUGAGGCUGCCCCGAUCCACCUUUCCACCGCGGCCGCUGCCGGAACGCAGACCGGUGUACCUCCAGCGCAGUGCGGAUGAUCUAUACCGGUGGCAGGAGGCCCAUCGGCCAGCGCACCGGCCGUUUGUCGUGCACGACGGACCGCCGUAUGCCAACGGGACUCUGCAUGUCGGCCAUGCUCUCAACAAGAUCCUCAAGGACAUGAGCCUGCGCGUGCAGCUGCAACAGGGCCGCCGCGUGCGCUACGUGCCCGGCUGGGACUGCCACGGCCUGCCGAUUGAGCUCAAGGCGCUGGCGGCGUUUCCGGCCUCACCCUCACCCGUGGCCAUCCGCAAGGCUGCUCGCGACCUCGCUGCCCGCACCGUGCUCGAGCAGAUGCGCGAGUUUCGCCGCUUCGGCGUCAUGGCCGACUGGGACGGCCGCUGGCGCACCAUGGACGCAGCCUACGAAGUCCGCCAGCUGCGCCUCUUUCAGCAGCUCGUCCACAAGGGCCUCAUCUACCGUCGCUACAAGCCCGUCUACUGGUCGCCAUCGUCGCGCACCGCCCUGGCCGAGGCCGAGCUCGAGUACAGCGACCGCCACCUCUCGACGGCCGCGUUUGUUCAGUUUCCCAUUGUCGGCGGUGUCGGCCGCCUCGACUGCCUGGCCGGCCUCCGUCCUGGUCCUCUCUCUGCUGUCAUCUGGACCACCACACCCUGGACCCUGCCGGCGAAUGAGGCUAUUGCCGUGCACCGCGACCUGGACUAUGCCGUCGUCCGGAUCCGGACCGACAGCUCCGAUGCCCCCGAAUACCUGCUCGUGGCCGAGGCCUGUCUCGAGACGUUCAGCAGCAUGUGCUGCCGCGAGCCGGACAUGCUGUCAGACGUCGUCGCGCGCGCCAUUCCCGGCUCCGACCUGCUCGGGCUGCAGUACGUCAAUAGUCUGCGCGGUCGCAGCGCCCAGCCCCAGCCCAUCAUCCACGCCAGCUUCGUCACGGCUGGCUCGGGCUCGGGGCUGGUGCACAUUGCACCUGGUCACGGCUUUGAGGACUACGAAGUCGGCAUGAGCCACGGGCUGCCGGUGCCGGCGCCGGUUGACGGCGAGGGCCGGUUCACGGAUGCCGCCUUUCCAGAUGAACCCGCCCGACUGACCGGCCUCUCAGUGCAGGGCGAGGGCGGCACGGCCGUGCUGGCGCUGCUGGGCUCAGCCGUGCUGGCAACGCACCGGUACCAGCACAAGUACCCGUACGACUGGCGGACGAAGAAGCCGAUUAUCGUGCGGGCGACGGCACAGUGGUUCGCCGACGUGGCCGAGAUCAAGGCCGCCGCCGUGGCCAGCCUGCAGACGGUGCAAUUUGUGCCUGAGGCUGGCCGCAGCCGGCUCGAGAGUUUCGUGCAGGGCCGCAGCGAAUGGUGCAUCUCGCGCCAGCGUGCCUGGGGUGUGCCCAUCCCGGCGCUGCUCGGCGACGAUGGCAGCGUCGUGCUGACCGAGGCCACCGUCGAGCACAUUGUCGACGUCGUGCGCAAGCGUGGCACCGAUGCCUGGUGGUCUGACCCGGCGGACGAGCCGGCUUGGAUCCCGGCCGAGCUGCUGCAUUCGGGCGUAACAUAUCGUCGCAGCACUGACACCAUGGACGUCUGGUUCGACAGUGGCAGCAGCUGGACCCAGGCCAACGACGGCGCCCAGGCCGACGUCUACCUCGAGGGCACCGACCAGCAUCGCGGCUGGUUCCAGUCCAGCCUGCUAACGCGUGUGGCUGCUCUCGGCGAUUCCGAUCUCCAGCCCGACGAUCAGUCGCUGGCCCCUUUCAAGACGCUCGUCACCCACGGCUUCCUUCUCGAUGGCGACGGCAAGAAGAUGUCCAAGUCGCUGGGGAACAUUGUGCUGCCGGCCGAGGUCAUGGACGGCACGCUGCUGCCGCCGCUGAAGCCGCGCAAGGGCCGGUCCAAAAAGACGGAAAAGACGGAGACGACUGGAGCGCCUGGAGCGCCUGUAUAUGAUGCCCUCGGCCCCGACGCGCUCCGGCUCUGGGUCGCCACCAGCGACUACACCGGUGACGUGGUCCUGAGUCAGGCCGUGCUGCAGGCCGUCCACACGACCUUGACGCGCUACCGCACCAUGAUCAAGAUGCUGCUCGGCUCCAUGCACGAGUCGGCCCGCAUCGCCCCGCUGACCACUCUGGACCAUAUGGCCGUGCUGCAGCUGCGCGACGCCAUGGCCGAUGUGGCCGCUGCUUUUGCCCGCUUCGAGUUCUACAAGGGCAUGGCCGGCAUCAACCGCUGGCUGGCCAACGACCUGUCGGCCUUUUACCUCGAGGCCGCCAAGGACCGGCUGUACUGCGCCGAUGGCGGCGGCGUGCUCGAGCCCAUCUUCCUCGGCCUGAUGCGCAUGCUGGCUCCGGUCGUGCCCAUGCUGGUCGAGGAAGCCUGGGACCACGCGCCGGCCUGGCUGACAGAAUCCACUCUCCAUCCUCUGCGAGAGCUGUACAAGGCGCCGCUCAUCGAUGUUGCCCGGCUGCCCGGCGACGAGGCCCAGUUGCGCCAGGCCAUACCCGUGGUCAUGGCGGCUCACGCGGCUGUCAAGGCGGCGUCUGAGCGUGCCCGCACAGACAAGGUCCUCGGCUCGUCGCUGCAGUGCUCCGUCGUGCUGGAGGUGCCCGUCUCGUCGGCGGCCGAACUACUAAACGAACUCGGAGCCGAGCUCGAUGCCAUGUUUGUCGUCUCGUCUGUGGCCGUCAAUGCGGCCGUACCUGACCACGACUCGGUGGCCUGGCGCUAUGCAGCGCCAUUCGAGGUCGCCGGCGACAACUGCACCGCCUGGGUGCUGCCACCACGGCAGGCCAAGUGUCCACGUUGUUGGCGCUAUGUGGCCGAGGAGGAGGACCAGCUGUGUGGACGCUGUGCCGACGUGGUCAAUCACCAGGCAACAUGCAUGUAA
Molecule: messenger RNA, 2940 nt
Organism: Grosmannia clavigera kw1407
Lineage: Eukaryota; Fungi; Ascomycota; Sordariomycetes; Ophiostomatales; Ophiostomataceae
Product: isoleucyl-tRNA synthetase
Exons: 3
Coding region: 1-2940 (979 amino acids)
Biological process (GO): isoleucyl-tRNA aminoacylation
Cellular component (GO): cytosol
Molecular function (GO): ATP binding; isoleucine-tRNA ligase activity; aminoacyl-tRNA deacylase activity
Source: RefSeq, a predicted model, not a curated record